Messenger RNA from Musa acuminata subsp. malaccensis (wild Malaysian banana), 3365 nucleotides. RefSeq names its product F-box/LRR-repeat protein 4. The record is from RefSeq and is a predicted model, not a curated record. Gene Ontology annotation, cellular component: SCF ubiquitin ligase complex. NCBI's taxonomy places the organism in Eukaryota, Viridiplantae, Streptophyta, Magnoliopsida, Zingiberales, Musaceae. Gene Ontology annotation, molecular function: protein binding. Gene Ontology annotation, biological process: SCF-dependent proteasomal ubiquitin-dependent protein catabolic process.
UUUUUAUGUCCUUUUACUUGAGAGUAAUGCUAUUUAGUAUGACUUGCCAAACACUGCUUGUGAAAUCAAUCUAUGAAAAUAAAAUUCAUGGUUGUUCUUAAGCUAAAUUAAUCAUCCACACUUGCUAUAUUAUCAUUUUGCUUGCAUGAAGAGCUACAUGCUGAGGGAAUAGACAUAUGUCAGAAUUGACUUCUGAUGGUACGAAGGAACCAAACUUGUUUUAUGCAUCCUCCUGUGUCAUCAUGAUGAGAACCUUCUCACUGGCCACAUGAGAUUUGACCAGUAGAUAAUUCCAAUAUUAGUUGGCAGCAUUUUCUUGCUAGGAAAGAAGAAUUAAUUAUCACAGGGAAGAAAGUUGACAACAUGGCUGCCACCUUCAUGGUGAUGUUUAGUGUGAUCUGCUUCACCUACCACUGCAUGGUGAGACGUACGUACAUAAAACCUAAAUUACUCGUGCCAAUCUUAAGAGUUGAGGCAUGGUAGAUUGAACCAACCAAAAUUACAAUUGAACCCUGUGCUUCAGCUGGUAUUUUCUUGCCAACCGGACUGAGAAAGGACCUCUACCCCUUCGUAGUCGCUGUUCCUUCCCUUGCGUGGGCCCCAAAUAACUGUUGCAGUCAUCAGUCUGGUAGAACCGUCGGGUAUGAGUUGGCCGGGAAGGGUACUCAGCAUCUUACACGGAGCGGUUGCUUCGUGUGGUGCUCUCCAGUGGGUCCCAUGCGGCUUUCCGGUAAUUUAGCGUGUACCGAAUGGGUAUGAAGAGAAGAAGCGUGUGGGAGCUGAGAGGGGUAGCGGUGAAACGAACACGGUGGCGGUUGAUGAAUCAAUGGCGGCAAAAGCAGAGUCCAGAGAGGCGCCUCCUCAGCCACACGGCAGCGCCGGUGGGACCGCCACACUUCUCUGUUGUCUUUCCUCCCUUCCCCACCUUUUUCUUCCAUCCGUCCGCGUCGCCAUCAUCCCCAACCUCCUCUCCCUCUUUUCUCCUCCUCCUCCUCCUCCUCCUCCCUUCAUCGUCCGUCGAAACGUGAGAGGUGGUAGGGGAGAGAGAGUUCGAAAGGGAGAGGCAAGGAGGAGAAGAGGGUGAGAUGGAUAUGGUGUUGUGUGAUGAGCUGGUUCAGGAGAUCCUGCGGCGGCUGCCUCCCUCCUCCGCCCCGUCCGUCUCCCUCGUCUCCAAGCGUUGGCUCUGCCUCCUCCGCUCCUCCACCACCUCCCUCUCCCUCCGCAUCCCCCCACAUCAAACGACCCCGAUUAUUUCUACGAGCGAUAAUUCGCCAUCACUCCCCUCCAUCCUCUCCCACUACCCCUUCCUCACCGACCUCACCGUCGUGGACGAGGACAACCCCGCCGACGACCUCCUCCUCCUCAUCGCCGCCGCCGCCUGCUCCUCCCGUCUCGCCCACCUCCGCUUCCUCCCGGCCUCCCCUCUAUCCCCUACCGCCCUACUCUCCUCCUCCGCCGCCCUCGCUGGCCUCACCACUCUCCAAAUCGCCUCCCUCCUCCCCCUCUCCUUUCGCUGGCUCUCCUUCCUCCCCUCCCUCAAGUCCUUCUCCCUCGUCCGCUCCCGCCCCAAGCGCCCCCCCUCCUUUCGACAAGAAGCGCAACAGCCGCCGCCGGCUGCUGACGACGAGGACGACGAUGGGGACCGGUCGGCCCUCAUGCUGCUGCCGCUGGAGAGCCUGUCGUUGUCUGGCAUCUGCGCCUCCGACCGCGGCCUCUCCUGGCUGUGGCGCCGCUGCGCCGGCCUCCGGUGGCUGCAGCUGCGCGCCUGCGAGGGAACCGGCGACGGCCCCUCCUCCCCCGUCUUCCCCCUCUGCCUCCCGGGUCUCCUCGUGCUCGAGCUCCGCACCUGCCGCGCUAUCGCCGACCGCGUCCUCCUCCACGCCGCCGACCACUGCCGCGCCCUCACCUCCCUUCUGCUCUACGACGGCGGCAGCCGCGACGCCCUUCACCACUUCAUCCGCCGCCGCGGCGCCGCGCUCCGCACCCUCGACCUCCGCCUCCCGCUCGACCUCCACAACGACCACCUCUUCGCCAUCGCGGCCGACGACCGCGGCGACAUUGGCAAGCCUGGGGGCCACCGGCUCGCGGCGCUCCGCCUGCACAGCUGUUGCCUGGUCACAGGGGACGGACUCCGGUCGCUCGCCCGGUCUCCCGCUGGCGCGGCGAUCGAGGAGCUCGCCCUGGUGAACUGCGAUGUGGUGGAGAAGGAGCCCGGGCUGCUGACCUGCCUCAGCCAGAGCAUGCAGCGGCUGCGGAGGGUGGACUUGUCCCACAACGAGGGUUUGGCCGACAAGGAAGUGGGAUCGAUGCUGGCUUCUUGCAGGAAUCUGGUGGAGAUGAGGGUGAGGGGGUGCAGAGCACUGACGGGUGCUGCAUUGAGUUCCUUGCUGAAGCACUGUGGCAAGCAGGUGGAAGUCGUCGACAUCACUUGGUGCCCAGGAAUCGUCAGUGAUGCUGUUGAGAUGCUGGUCAUGAAUGCCUCCUGCCGAUUGAGGCAAUUGAUGGUCGAGGAAAGCAAAGUCAAUGAAGCUGCUGCAGUUUGGCUGUCUCAGAAAGGGAUCAAGAUUGGUUGAUCAGAAGAAAGUUCUUCACAUGGCAGCAACAAAGAAGGGGAAUGCAGAUGGAUCCUCCCCAACCAAUCCAGGAGAGCAAAGUCAGGGAUAGAUGCUGUUUCAGAAAGGGAUUAAGAUUGGUUUGAUCAGAAAGGAGGAGGAGGAGGUACAUAUUUAUCCAAGCCAUAAAAGCAACUUAAUUUUAUCUUUCUUGCAAAUAAAUAAAAGUUACUGCAUACGUCUCUUAGUUGUUCAUACUGUAAAAUAAAAAUUCUUAUAAAAAUGUGAUGCACUUUCUGCUAGCAGACAACCUUCCUUAUCUAAAGAGUAGUGCCAUUAUACUCAUGCUUUCAUCUGUACCUUGUUUUAGUGAUUGUAUAUGCUAGCUAGCUAGUAUGUAUGACUUACAAGAGAGCAAUCAAUUAUGAUGAAACAUCAUGAUUUUUUUUUCUCUCUCUCUCUCUCUCCUUUGUGAAAAAGGAUUGAGAAAAUACCAUGUCUUUUAUGUAUUUUCUUGAUGAUAACAUUCUGAUUUCUUCACUUUCCAACCAACCCGGCCGGCAGGCAUUAUACAAUGUUCCGACAAAUGGGUAUAUUGCUUUAAUACUCCCCAAUGUGACCAAAUAGUCAAAACACUUUGGUUCUCAUCCUAUCAAGACUGUUGAUGAAGGCAAUUAAUUUCAUGGUUUAGUUGAUGAAUGGGCCGAAAGUAAGUGGUCAUGUUCUUCCUUUCUUUCUCAUCACCUUCUCCCAGUUUAUGAUGCGCAUGUAUCAUCGAUAAAUAGAAGAUGGAAUGUAGUAUGGAUUCUAGUA